GGUUUGGGAUUGUCAGAGUGGCCAAUGUGUUGGUGUUGUUACUAUGAGAAGUGAAGUUGGUUGCAUGAUCAGUGAGGGGCCGUGGAUUUUUAUAGGGGUUACUAAUGCAGUCAGGGCUUUGAAUACUCAAAUGUCUCUUGAUUUAAGCCUCAAUUAUUUAAUUAAUUAUCCUUUUUUUGGAAAAUCUUUAAUAUUUCUAAAUUGUAUCUGCGUUUAAGAAAUGAAGAGAUGUAAGAUAGAUUGGUUAUGUUGUCGAUGACAUAGGUUCAUAUUUUUUGAUCAAUGAUAUUAGGUUUUUCUUUUGUGGUGAUCAUAUGUAUUUCUUUAUUGAGGAGUUUGAUUAUUGACACUUUUGAGAUUUGUUAAGUAGAUUAUGUAGUAGAAGUCCAUGUUUGUAUUGGGUAUCACGUGGCUGAAUCAUCCAUUUUGUCAAAGAAGAUAGCCACUGAGGCUCCUCAGUCUAUUCCAAGUAAGUUUUCUUACCAUGGCUUUUGAAUUGUAAAUUUCAUGUUUAUUAUGAACAUGCAUCUUUCAGAAGUUGACAAAGCUCCCUCACUGAGUUCUUAAUUUAAGGUACCAAAAUUAUAAUAGAAUGUGUAUUACAUUUAUCUAUAGUUUGAGGAUAUUUGCAUCAUUUUGAGCAAGCUAAUAGCAAUUUCAAUGAUUUGAGGGACUACUUUCAUUAAUAAAAAAUAAAGUAAUUAAUGAAAAGUUUGUGAAAAAAUAUCAUUUCUUGAAAAAGAAAGAGAAAUAUAAAGUUAAAAGAAGAGUGAGUUUCAUUGCAAUUUUACUUCUUAGUUUCGAUAUUAGUCCCUUAAAUAUUUCUUUUUUUUAAUUAGUCCCUUAUAUUGUUAAAACUGCUAUUAGGUUCCCCAAUUAUUAAAAUACACUACUGUUAAAUUGUUGAUCAGAUAAGAGGCUCUCAUUGCAUAAGUUGUAACAAUCAUUGUCGCUGUUGAUUUAUAAGGAACCUUUUUCCUCAAGUCCUUAAACUUUAGUUGUAAAAGUGAAGUAACUGCUUCUCAAUUAUUUUUUGAUGAAAUGUUAUACUUUAUUGGAUUUCUCAAUACAGUCUUAUUUUCUAAUAUGACCUCUAUAAAGAUAACAUAUCAUAAUAGACAAAACAUAAUUCAGCUAACACUAUUCCUGUUUUCUUUUUAAAUGUGAAAAGAUAAGAGAGAUUCAUCAAGGAAUCUGUGAUGUCAAUGUUAUAUAUUGCGUUUCUUUUUUCCUUUGGGAAUGCUCAAUCAACAUUCCAAUUAGGGUUGUUUUCUCAUCGGGUAUUGGGGAUUUUGGCUAGGGUCUGGUUGACAUUGAAUUAGGGAUAUGGGUAGGUUUACUUUUAUCUGGGGUUUCUUUUUCAGCUUUGGGAUUGGCAGUUCUGAGGGUGUGAACGUUACGAAUCAAGCACUGAGGCACUACGGCGUGACGAAGCCGAUCUCUACUGCUGGGGCAUCAAAUGUUGAUCUGCAAAGAAGCGUGGAAUUGGAGAAAUUCUUGGUGGAUGUGGGACUCUACGAGAGCAAGGAGGAAGUUGUUAAGAGAGAAGAAGUAUUGGGACAAAUUGAUCAGAUUGUUAAAGAGUGGGUGAAGCAACUGACUCGACAGAGAGGGUAUACUGAUCAGAUGGUUGAGGAGGCCAAUGCUGUUAUUUUUACAUUUGGUUCUUAUCGCUUAGGAGUAAGUUGAAAUAUUACUUUUUAAGAAACAUAAUCUAUUUUUAAAUUUGAAGGAGCAAAUUGUUUCUGAUGUCUA
Asparagus officinalis (garden asparagus) is the source of this 1755-nucleotide messenger RNA. Its product is annotated as nuclear poly(A) polymerase 4-like. Gene Ontology annotation, cellular component: nucleus. The transcript is spliced from 5 exons. Bases 1327 to 1689 code for a protein of 120 amino acids. NCBI's taxonomy places the organism in Eukaryota, Viridiplantae, Streptophyta, Magnoliopsida, Asparagales, Asparagaceae. The record is from RefSeq and is a predicted model, not a curated record. Gene Ontology annotation, molecular function: poly(A) RNA polymerase activity.